AUGUCAGUCGACGACGUACUUUCUGUGUUCCUCGCCAAGGAUGGGGUAGUCAACAUCCCGUUCGAAGUGAAAACGCCACUUGCCGAGAUGAGCUUAUCCGAUACUAAGUCCCUGGCGCUAAAGCUUGUCGAUAGUCUAGUUCACUUGAAGGAUGACUCGGGGGAAUUUCGUGUUCCAAUCGCAACCGGAGGUUUCAAGGUUGACUCCAAAUCCUGGAACAAUUGGGAGUGGACACAGGGAGUUGGGUUGUAUGGAAUGUGGAUGCUCUUCGAGGUUACCGGAGAUGAGACAGUCCUAGCCCACAUUCAAAAAUGGUUCGAUAAACAAUUCGAAAAGGGCACGCCAACAAAAAACGUGAAUAGUAUGGCACCUAUGCUCACUUUAGCCUAUCUCUAUGAGAGAAGCAGAAAAAUCGAGUACCGAGGAUACCUUGAAUCUUGGGCAGAAUUUAUCAUGGAUGGGAUCCCUCGGACAGAGGAGGGUGGUAUUCAACACAUCACAUUUCGUCAAGUGAAUGAAGGGCAACUGUGGGACGACACUCUUAUGAUGAGCGUUCUGCCACUUGCCAAAAUCGGAGUACUGCUCGACCGCCCGGCUUAUGUUGAAGAAGCCAAACGACAGUUUUUGCUGCAUAUCAAAUAUCUGACAGACACGCGAACUGGCCUGUGGUAUCAUGGCUGGACAUUCCUGGAAAGGCAUAACUUUGCCGAAGCUCUUUGGGGAAGAGGCAACUCAUGGGUCACAAUUGCGAUUCCUGAAUUCCUUUCUCUCCUUCGACUACCUCCCGGUGACCAUAUUAGGGAAUUUUUGGUCUCUGCACUUGAUCAGCAAGUACGUGCACUAAAGAAGUACCAGAAUCCCAAUGGACUCUGGCAUACCCUCAUUGACGACUCAAGUUCUUACCUGGAAGUAUCCGCCUCGGCAGGAUUUGCUUUCGGGAUUUUGAAAGCAGUUCGAAUGAGAUAUAUCUCGAAGGAGUACCAGAGUAUCGGGCUAAAGGCCCUCGAAGCGGUUAUAAAUAAUGUCAACGAGAAAGGUGUCGUGCAGAAUGUUAGUUUUGGAACACCGAUGGGGCCGCGCAAGGACUUCUACAAGGCAAUCAAGCUCACCGCCAUGCCUUAUGGUCAAGCAAUGACAAUGCUGUGUGUAGUGGAGAGAAUGAGAGCUUUUUUGUAA
Penicillium angulare is the source of this 1176-nucleotide messenger RNA. Its product is annotated as glycoside hydrolase family 88/105 protein. Lineage: Eukaryota; Fungi; Ascomycota; Eurotiomycetes; Eurotiales; Aspergillaceae. The record is from RefSeq and is a predicted model, not a curated record. The transcript is spliced from 2 exons. Gene Ontology annotation, biological process: carbohydrate metabolic process. The coding region runs from base 1 to 1176 and encodes 391 amino acids.